Messenger RNA from Pteronotus mesoamericanus, 2914 nucleotides. It is a transcript of the gene CKAP4, whose product is annotated as cytoskeleton associated protein 4. The coding region runs from base 1 to 1782 and encodes 593 amino acids. Gene Ontology annotation, cellular component: rough endoplasmic reticulum. Lineage: Eukaryota; Metazoa; Chordata; Mammalia; Chiroptera; Mormoopidae. The transcript has 2 exons. The record is from RefSeq and is a predicted model, not a curated record.
AUGCCCUCGGCCAAACAAAGGGGCUCCAAGGGCGGCCACGGCGCCGCGAGCCCCUCGGAGAAGGGCGCCCAUCCGUCGGGCGGCGCGGAUGACGUGGCGAAGAAGCCGCCGGCGCCCCAGCAGCCGCCGCAUCCGCCGCCCGCGCUGCACUCUUCGCAGCACCCGCCGCAGCAUCCGCAGAACCAGGCACACGGCAAGGGCGGCCACCGCGGCGGCAAGUCCUCCUCCACCUCCUCCUCCUCCGCCGCCUCGUCUUCGGCGUCCUGCUCGCGCAGGCUCGGCCGGGCGCUCAACUUUCUCUUCUACCUCGCUUUGGUGGCGGCGGCCGUCUUCUCGGGCUGGUGUGUGCACCACGUCCUGGAGGAGGUCCAGCAGGUCCGGCGCAGCCACCACGACUUCUCCCGGCAGCGGGAGGAGCUGGGGCAGGGCUUGCAGGGCGUCGAGCAGAAGGUGCAGUCUCUACAAGCCACAUUUGGGACUUUUGAGUCCAUCUUGAGAAGCUCCCAACAUAAACAAGAUCUCACAGAGAAAGUCGUGAAGCAAGGGGAGAGCGAGAUCAACCGGAUCAGUGAAGUUCUGCAAAAGCUCCAGAAUGAGAUUCUCAAAGACCUCUCAGAUGGGAUCCACGUGGUGAAGGAUGCCCGGGAGCGGGACUUCACAUCCCUUGAGAACACGGUGGAGGAGAGGCUUACAGAGCUCACCAAGUCCAUCAACGACAACAUUGCCAUCUUCACAGAUGUCCAGAAGAGGAGCCAGAAGGAAAUAAAUGACGUGAAGGCAAAGGUUGCCUCUUUGGAAGACGCCGAGGGAUACAAGCAGGAUUUGAAAGCCUUGAAGGAAGCUGUGAAGGAAAUACAAGCCUCUGUGAAGUCCAAAGAAAAGGACCUGGAGGCCCUGAGAAGCACCCUGCAGACCAUGGAGUCUGAUGUCUACACUGAGGUCAAAGAGCUGGUGAGCCUCAAACAGGAGCAGCAGAAGUUCAAGGAGGCAGCCGAUUCGGAGCACCUCACGUUGCAGGCCCUCACAGAGAGGGUUGUCCAGUCCGAGGAGGCCACUUCCCACCUCCCAGAGGAGAUCAGGAGACUUGAGGAGGAGCUGCGCCAGCUGAAGGCCCAGUCCCUCAGGCCAGAAGAAGAUGGGGUUUUCAAAAACUCCGACGCCCUAGAAGCACUCCACAAAAAGAGUGAGGGCUUGGACUCCCGGCUGCAGACUGUGGAAGAUGGAGUCCAGGCCGUGCAGAUGGCCUCUGCGCGGCAGAGCGAGAGCCUGGAGGCCCUCCUGGCCAAGAGCGAGGAGUGUGAGCAGCGCCUGGCCGCCCUGCAGGAACGCCUGGACGGCCUGGGCUCCUCCGCCGAGGAGGCGGACAAGGGCACCCUGGCCAGCACUGUGAGGAGCCUGGGGGAGGCCCAGCUCUCGCUCUACAGCGACGUGGAGGAGUUGAAGAGAAGCGUGGGCGAGCUCCCCAGCACUGUGGACACGCUCCAAAAGGUUCAAGAGCAAGUCCACGCGCUGCUGGGUCAGGACCAAGCCCAGGCAGCCCACGUGCCUCCUCAGGACUUCCUGGACAGACUUGCUUCUCUAGACCACCUCAAAUCCUCAGUCAGCCAAGUGGAAUCGGACUUGAAAAUGCUCAGGACUGCCGUGGACAGUUUGGUGGCAUACUCAGUGAAAAUAGAAACCAACGAGAACAACCUGGAAUCAGCCAAGGGUUUGCUCGAUGACCUGAGAAGUGACCUGGAUAGGUUGUUUGUGCAAGUUGAAAAAAUUCAUGAAAAAGUCUAAAUGGAUUGUGUUUUCAGGGUGCGGAUUGAAAGUCCAAUUUCUCAUGACCAAAAAAAAAAAAAAAAGUUGUUUUUCUCCCAUGCGCCCCCUCCCCUCCACAUUCUAGUCCCCUGUUAAAGAGCAGUGGACACCACUUGGAACACCGCAGCAUUUUGUAUUUCUGUGCCCGGUUAAUUUAUUUACGAUUAUUACCACACACCACUGGUUUCUCAAGUGUUCUGCUUCUGCUUUUGGUUGGUUUCCUUAAGGCCCAGCCCCUGUGGAUCAGAGGUGCCUGUUGGCUGGGAUGUCUCUAGUGUCAGAGAAGAAUGGUAGUGGCUUCAACCGAGGAUAAACAGAAGCAGAUUAACCUCAAAAAAGCCUGGCUGGCUGGCAGAUUUCAAGUGGAAAAAAAAAAAAAAAAAAAAAAAAAAAACGGAGUGGGGGAAGCAUUUUUCUUCCUAGGUGUCUUUAAGGAAAAUCAAUUUUACUUUUUUUAUACUUCUGGCCCAAGUCUUCAGGAGAUGUCACUCAUAUUUUGUCUUCCACUUUAAAUUGGUUAAAACUAAUCAAUGCCAGCUCUGAGUAGGGAGGGGGAAGCCCCCCCACCCCCUUGCUAGUUGAAAGAAGCAGCUGCUUGACUGUGGCCUCCCAUGGUGUGGGUGUCUUCUUCCUUUCCUGAGUCAUCCCAUGAUCUCAAAGGUAACUAUGCAAAGAAUCCAGACGGUUCUGAAUGUGAAGGCACAACACCCCCACAGAGUCCCCUGACCUGUGUCACCUCUUGGUAGGGUCCCCAAAUAAUGCAUACGUUUAUAAUCCCUGAAAGGGGAGCCCUUGCAUUCUUUCAGGAAAUGUAUUAUGGGGGCUCUUCACAAAGGCAUGGGCUUUCUCCCUGGGGAACGGAGGCCAAGUCUUUUCAUUUUGCCACAAUGUCUGUGAAGAGGUCUGCCGUCAGAGCGGACCCUGAUCUGUCAGUGAGGAGCGUGUGCAUUUGCUGUAGUUCGCCGUUUCCCUUUCCCUUUGAGCUGUACUCUUCUUAAAUGGCUGUCUUGCCUUUCAAAAAAAGAAAAAAAAAAAUUUAAAAAAAGGUUUGUUUAGUUUACUGUGAAAUGAACUGUAUGGCUUAUUUACAGUAUUUUUAAUUCUUAAUAAA